ACAAGAUUUUUCAUUGGAAAUUCAAAAAUGAGACAAUGCCUUACUGUUGUUGGAAGCUAAAAGUCUUAAAAGGUAUAGUGUAUGGUCAAAGUCUUCGUUUUGAUAAUUUCCUCGAAAUUCAUUUGAGUUGAGCUCAGACAAUAAUCAAUCCUUUCUUUUUAUUCAUCAUUUGACUUGUUCUCUGAAAAUCUGAAAACAAAAUGACUUCAUCAUCAUCUGAACUUGCUCUUCUUUUGCUUUCCUUAUCAUUCAUGCUGCUUGGGGUUGCUGCUUCACAAAGUAAUAAUACAAGAGCAGACGUGUGCGGAAGACAAGCAGGAGGUGAUCUAUGUCCAAAUGGACUGUGUUGCAGUCAAUUUGGGAUGUGUGGCAGCACGUCUGACUACUGCGGAACUGGCUGCCAGAGCCAGUGUAGUGGCAAUGAUAUUGGCAGCAUUAUCACUCAACACCUCUUUAAUCAUAUGCUUAAAUAUCUAAAUGAUUCACGUUGUCCUGGCAAUGGUUUCUACACUUAUAGUGCUUUCAUUAUGGCUGCUCGAUCUUUUAACGGAUUCAGCACAACCGGAGAUCUUACAACCAGAAAGAGGGAACUCGCAGCUUUCUUAGCUCAAACCUCUCAUGAAACAACAGGAGGAUGGCCAAGUGCACCAGAUGGCCCAUAUGCAUGGGGAUAUUGCUUUAUAAGGGAACAAAACAACCUCCAAGAAUAUUGUCUUCCUGGUGUCUGGCCAUGUCCUCGUGGAAGAUUGUAUUAUGGACGAGGACCCUUCCAAUUGGCUUACAACUUCAACUAUGGGCCAGCUGGAAGAGACAUUGGAGUAGACCUAAUAAAUAAUCCAGACCUCGUAGCCACCAACUCGACUAUAUCCUUCAAGACGGCCAUUUGGUUUUGGAUGACCCCGCAAGAAAAUAAACCAUCAAGCCAUAACGUAAUUGUCGGGCAAUGGACACCGUCUGCUGCAGAAAGGGAUGCAGGUUGGCUCCCUGGCUAUGGAGUCAUCACUAACAUAAUCAGUGGUGCGCUAGAAUGCGGUCAUGGUCCUGAUGACAGCGUGGCGGAUAGGAUUGGUUUCUAUCGGAGGUACUGUGACAUAUUAGGUGUAAGCUACGGGAGCAACUUGGAUUGCUAUAACCAAAGGCCUUAUACAAGCGGGCGAUCCCAACGUAGUCCUAGUCAACUGUACGAGAAGUGUCGUGAUGCAGUGUUCAAAUGUGGGAAUAUCUCCAUUGGAUAUCCUUUCUCCGGAGGUGAUCGAGAACCAGAAUGCGGACAUCCUAAUUUGGAGCUUCGCUGUGACGAUUUUACUAAUACUACUAAGAUUGAAAUUGUUGGUAUUAAGUAUAAGGUGUUGGACAUUCAUCAUGAAAGUCGGAUUCUAAGGAUUGCGAGGGAGGACUUCAUCAAGAAUGGCUCUUGUCGUCCUCAAAUUCCAAUUCAAGAUUCGAUCCUGAAUUCUGAGCCGUUUGUUCCCAGUUCUCGGAAUACCAAUCUUACUCUGUUAUAUGAUUGCCAAUCUUCAUCGAGUCUUGGAAUCUUCCCUUGCAAUUCUUCUAAUUACAACAAUGUUUCCAUAACUACAGAUAAUAUCCGUGGAGAUGGAUGUUCAGCUAAUGUUAGAGUUCCUGUUCUUCAAUCUUCCUGGGAAAGAUUUCGAAAUAAAACCUUGGAUUUGGAAGAAGCACUGGAAACAGGAUUCGAGGUGCAAUGGGAGGAGGAUAUGGAAGCCUGCCGGAAGUGCAAUGCUUCGGGUGGAGGCUGUGGUUUUAACGAUUCAAACAAUCAAACAUUCUGCUACUGCCCAUCAGGAUUUGAGAGUUCAUCGGAUCCUAACGAAUGCCAUCGAUCCCAUCUCCCACCAUCUCCAGCCUAUACCAAAAACAACACUAAUACCAAAAACAACAAUAAUACCAAAGGUGGGUCCAAAUCCAAGUUGAAGCUGGCUCCAAUUUUAAUAGGAUUAACAGUUGCUGGAAUUGUAUUGGUUUUUUCCGUUUGCUUCAUUGUCCUAAGGUUCCAAGGAAAAUUAUUAUCGAAUUAUCUCCAAGGAAAUAUUAACGACGAUGCUAGGAUUGAGGCAUUCAUCACAAAGUUUGGUCUUUUUGCUCCAAAGCGAUACUCUUAUAAAGAAAUCAAGAAAAUGACAAAUAAAUUCAAUGAUAAAUUAGGUCAAGGAGGUUUUGGACGUGUAUAUAAAGGAAAACUACCGGAUGGUCAUCUUGUGGCAGUUAAAUUCUUAAGUGAAAUGAAGGGAAAUGGAGAGGAUUUUAUGAAUGAAGUAGCUAGCAUUAGUAGAACUUCACAUGUUAAUAUAGUGACUUUACUUGGUUUUUGCUUUGAAAGAUCAAAGAGAGCUUUGAUCUAUGAAUUCAUGCCCAAAGGAUCAUUGGACAAGUUCAUUUAUGGUCAAGGAUCAGAUAAUCAAAGUCGUCAAUUGGAAUGGGUAACUUUGUAUGACAUUGCACUUGGCAUCGCUAGAGGACUCGAGUACUUGCAUCAAGGUUGUAACACAAGGAUCUUGCACUUUGACAUAAAGCCUCACAAUAUCCUUUUGGAUGAGAAUUUUUGUCCCAAGAUUUCCGAUUUUGGCUUGUCGAAAUUAUGUGAAAGAAAGAAGAGUAUUGUAUCGAUGACAGGUGCUAGAGGAACUGCAGGAUAUAUUGCUCCAGAAGUGUUUUUUCGAAAUCUAGGAGGAGUUUCUAAUAAAUCUGAUGUCUAUAGUUAUGGAAUGAUGGUGCUUGAAAUGGUUGGAGGUAGAAAAAACGUUAAUGUUGAAGCGUCUCGAACUAGUGAAUUAUAUUUUCCGUCAUGGAUUUAUAAGCAUCUAGAUCAAUCUACAAACUCGAAUAUUAAUGAAGAAAUAACAGAAGAGGAAGCAGAAAUAACAAGGAAAUUGAUUGUAGUGAGCCUUUGGUGCAUUCAAACUAAUCCAUUAGAUCGACCGUCAAUGACUAGAGUAUUAGAAAUGUUGCAAGGAAGCCUUCAAUCAUUGGAACUCCCGCCACGACCUACUUAAACAUUUUUGUCAAGUUGAGGAAAUUGUUCAUUAAACAUGUUUUUUUUUUUUUAUUAUUAAACAUGUAGUGUUCGUGAAUUUAAGAGAGUUAUAAAUAUGGGAAAAUGCAAAUAAGGGAAGGCAGAAGAUAUGAGGAUCUAUUUGAUGAUUUCUGAUAGAACCUAUAAUUGAUUAAACAAACAAUCGUUCGAAACGUAACCUGAAAUUUGAUAGGUUUUUUUAGAAUACUUUUUAAUACUACCUGCCAAAUUGGAAAAAUAGCAAA
This is a messenger RNA of Gossypium arboreum, 3279 nucleotides long. Its product is annotated as LEAF RUST 10 DISEASE-RESISTANCE LOCUS RECEPTOR-LIKE PROTEIN KINASE-like 2.4. Gene Ontology annotation, molecular function: protein kinase activity; chitin binding; chitinase activity. The record is from RefSeq and is a predicted model, not a curated record. NCBI's taxonomy places the organism in Eukaryota, Viridiplantae, Streptophyta, Magnoliopsida, Malvales, Malvaceae. The transcript has 6 exons. Gene Ontology annotation, biological process: chitin catabolic process; cell wall macromolecule catabolic process; protein phosphorylation. Bases 201 to 3014 code for a protein of 937 amino acids.